AAUCUGUAUUAGGCGCGAUAGUAAUUUAAUAAUUUCUUCCUUAUUGCAUUUUAUCUCCCUAUUUAUUAUAGCUUGGUACUGACAUAUUUAAAAAAUACAUUUUUGUGUUCUCUUCAUAUUGAGUAUUUGAGUUUGCAAUUGAUUUUGUUGCUGCAUAAUUGCUAAAUUAAUUGGGAAAUAAUAGAAGAAAAGUAUAUUUUAUUAAUAAAUAAAGUAUCGAAAAUACACCCUGACCUAUCCUUUGUUUACUUUCAAUCUACUACUUUGAAAGUAGUUUCGUUUUAAAUUUUAUCUUAAUAGUAAUUAUUAAGGCAACUAUGGCAAAAUUACUUGAUAUUAUUCGACGCAAUCUCAAAUCGGAUGCAGUACCGAGGCCACCUCGACAAGAUCCCAGCCAAAAUACUGAAGUUAAUGAGGAAAACCAACCUAGUAAUAAUAACGCGAAGCCAAGUUCACCAUAUAUCGAGCCGGAAGAAAUAUUAAUUGAAGACAAUGAUAUUGAAGAAAAUCCCAAAUUUGAUGAAGCAUUCUCGAAUCAGAACAAAAAGAAGAAUGGAUUUAGUAAAUCAAAAACAAAGAAAAAUGAAUUUAAUGUUCCAAACAAAGACUUUACAGUGAACACACAAGCAACUGGACAUGUGGUAAAUAUAGUCAACAGUACGGGUGUUCACUGGGGCAACACCUAUUCUUAUAAUAUGGGACCUUCCACACAACAACAACAAAAUGUAGAUCCUAAUGAAGAAAAAAUUGAAAAGGACAACCUAAUAACAUUACUUAUGGAAGCUAAAGAUGAGGUUGAAUAUGAGUAUAUGGAUUUCGUAUCAAAAAACUUAGGUAGAAACUGGCGCAAUUUGUUUGUAACAAUGGGCUACACAAGAGGCAGAAUUGAAACAUUUGAAAUUGAUGAAAGUAAAAAUGGCGUGUCAGAGGCUCGCUAUAAGUUGCUGCUAGAUUGGUCUCGAAAUAACGAUGAUCCGUCGCUUGGCCACUUGGCGACACUGUUGUGGGAUCAAGGAGAAAGGGAAAUUGUUAAAGGACUAUCCAUUAUGUAUAAAAAAAACAUGAAAACCAAGAAAUAGACCCCUACAAGAAUAUAAGUGAAGAUAAUUGUUUAUAAUGAAAAUCUAAACAUAUUUUUCUAGAAUUUUUACAUUUAAGCAAAAUAUAGCGUCAAAAGUAAAAAAAAAGUAAUUUAAUAAUAUAAUAAGAAUAUUGCGUUCUGUAUGACAGUAGAGCAAUGAAAACUGAAAAGUCUAAAUGAGACAAAAUGAAUAGAAAUGGAGUAAUAUUCCACAUUCUUUGCACAAGUGGUAAGGCAAUCCAUUUACAAUUACGUUACUGUAUUCAUUAAACAACAAAUUGCAAAAUGUUUGUAAUUUAUAUGUAUUUAGUAACGCAAAACAUGAAUUAUUUUACCAAUUUGGAGAUAUUAAUAAAUUGAAAGAUGUAGCUUCUACUUACUCUAAAGAGUUAAGAUAUGAGAUUACUAUAGAUAUAUCUAAUAAGAAAUAUUAUACAGUAUGUACAGUUGUUUUGGAAAUUUUCGCACCUACAUGAUUAUAAACAUGUAAUUUAUCUUAUCGUUGUAUUAUGAUUUCAAAUGACGACCUCAGUGAUCCAACAGUUUAGCACACCGCUUCACUUCCGAUAGUCGCGGGUUCGAUUCCUCGCACGGGUGCAAUCAUUUGUAUUCAUGAGUGUGAUUGUUUGUAUCAUUUUCUAUGCAUUUACAUUUUCUAUGUACCUAUAUUAUUUAUGUAUUUACAAAAAAAUAUAUAUAUACCCAAUAUAGUUGUCUAGUACCAAUAAACCAUGCUCUGCUUACCGUGGGACUAGAUGGUGCUGUGUUAAUUGUCCAGGGUUAUUUAUAUUUAAAUUUACUAACAAAAAUUUUAAAUGUAGUAGUAGGUAUGUACAUAAAAGUUAAACAUUAUUCCGUACGGUAAAUACACCUAAUAAGCACAUCAAUCAAUCAUUCGAUUAAUAUUUAUUUAUACGCUAUUUCAUGAAAGGAGAACCAAAUUUUUUUGUAAUUAUUGCUUCAUUGAGUCUAGAGUGCCUAUAGAUUACUUUUAAUUUUUACAUUAUAGAUUUUUAGAUAUUCUUGCUUAACUUCUUUCACAGUGCUUAUAAUUCCAUACAUUCCCUUUCUUGCGGAUAAAUAAAGCUUGAAAGAAAAGUUCUAGGUAUAUAUAUUCUUCUUUUUUUUAUGAAAUAUUCUUACAAUUUUACCGCUUUAUUAUAUCGCUUAUUCUAAAACUUCAUUAUUUCUUACAAAAAUAAUUACAUACAUUUAGCAUCACAAGUAUUUUAUAUUUAUCUUGGCAAAAACAUACUUUUUAUAUGUAUAAUAUAGGUAUGUCUUGUGUAUUUAUUCUGUAUGUAUAUAGAUGUUAAUUUAGUCACAUGUUUAAUUAAAUGCACAUAGUAAGAUAAAACUGCUGUUACUAGGACUUAUAUGCGGGCCCAUUAGCAUUCAAGCUGCUUAAAUUAGGUAUAUAUGCAUGGCUUAUGAAACAGAGACGAAGUCCUUACGUGCUGUAAAAUAUGUGCUUGAUUCAAGCAACUUGGCUCUUCUUGGCUUAGCGUUAUGUCUGGCGUAUCGGGUUAGGAUGGUUCUAAAAAUAUGAUGUAUGAAUAAUGAAUAAUAAGUAGUCCACAUAUUCAUAAGUCAUGAUUUAGUAUUUCUAGAACCAUAGGCCUAUGAUGCAAAAUUGACCCCAUUAGUUUAAAAUUGUAUUAAUAUAUGCUCAAAUUAAUAUGUAAGUUGUUAUGUAUCUAUUAUGUAAAUAAUACUGUUAAUUAAAAAUAUUCUUUGUCAGAUAAUGGUUUAAUAAAUUUGGCGCCAUCUGUGAUAAA
Molecule: messenger RNA, 2859 nt
Organism: Achroia grisella
Lineage: Eukaryota; Metazoa; Arthropoda; Insecta; Lepidoptera; Pyralidae
Gene: imd
Exons: 4
Coding region: 318-1079 (253 amino acids)
Biological process (GO): signal transduction
Molecular function (GO): protein binding
Source: RefSeq, a predicted model, not a curated record